GAGGCUGUGCCAGAAGACUCUCGCUCGUGUGAAAUCGUCUGGCUCUCGACCACAACCUCUGAGGAUAUGUGCGAGUGCUGCAGCAGGGCUCAGUGGCAGCCUGCAGCCCUUCUCAUGCCCCGCUCUCUCACCAUGCUGGACGAGGAUAUCUGACCACUCAGCUCCAGGAACGUUCAUACUGUUUCCUCUCUUUUUCUCCUUUUUCUCUGAGUAGACGUUAAGAAUCUGGGUCUGGAAAUGGAGAACAAACUGGCCAAGGCGCUCUACGACAACACGGCCGAGUGCCCUGACGAGCUGGCCUUCCGUAAGGGGGACAUCCUGCGGGUGGUGGACCGCAGCGCGGUGGGCACCAGCGGCUGGUGGCUGUGCUCUCUGCACGGCCGGCAGGGCGUGGCCCCCGCCAACCGGCUGCAGCUCCUGCCCCCGCCCGCUCCGGCCCCCGGCACCGGGGCCCCCGAGUGGCCGGGACCCCCCCAGGCCGAGGACCACGCCCGGCCGCAGAACAUCUACCAGGUCCCCAGCGUGCCGCGGCCCUCCAGCAGCCCGCUGUAUGAGCGCAUGGACAAGAUCUACAAGGCGCCCUCCUCUGCCCCGAGGGGCCCCGGCUCCCCGGCGCUGAGGGGCCCCGGCUCCCCGGCGCUGAGGCACGGCUGGGAGUCGACGGAGGCCAGCCGGCUCACAGCCUCCGGCUUGUCUUCCUCCCCCGAUGGGGGAGUGUACGAUGUCCCGAGCAGACGGCCCUCCCUCAACCCGACGCAGAUGUCCCAGAGGAAGACGUGCCGUAAAGCCUGGCUGACCUCGCCGGCGGGGCAGAGCCCAAGAUGCAGCAGUCCCAACGACACCUACGUCUACGCAGUCCCCCCAGCUCACUGCCGGGAGCCGUGCUACGACGUGCCCGUCCCCUCCGCCACCGACGCCCUGCAGAGAACGCUCAGCAGCUGCAACACGCUCCCGAGCCGCCGCAAGGGCGACUGGAUCUACGACGUCCCCGUGUCACCGGAGAAGCCGGGGCUCAGCGCGGCGUCCGGCGGCACCCUCCCCUCCAGAGCCCCCGGCCGGCAGCUCUUCCCUCCUCCCAGCGCCGCCCCGGCGCCACUCGGCCCCCCUGGCCCCGGCCUGUACGCCGUCGUCAACGCCGGCCCUCCCCCCGAGCGGCCCCCGACCGGCGCCGACCUGCCCGCGCUGCCGCCGAGGGUCCGGGCGUCCGUCUACGGCCAGCCCCCGGCCCGGAGGAGCUCGGAGGAGCAGGUCUACGCCGUGCCUCCGCAGGACAAGGUGUGCCACAUCCCCCUGGAGUGCCGGGGCGACGCCUCCUACCCAUACGACCACACCCGAGCCCGCCUGCAGAGGAUGAGGACGGUCUUAGGCCCCGCCUCCCUCCGCCAGCGGCCGGGGGGCGACGACCCGCUGCUGGAGGACGAGGAGGGGCGCUCGGACUCCCGCCGCGCGGCCACCGACAGCCAGCGGAUCAGCACGGCCUCCAGCUCCUCCACCUCCUCCACCUCCUCCACCUCCUCCUGCGACUCCACGGCCCCGAGCUCCUCCUCCUGCUCCCCGGAGCCCCUGCGGGAGGUGGGCCUGAGCCAGGAGGAGGCCGGCGCCAGGCUGCUGGAGCUCCACGAGGCGCUGGGCCGGGCGGUCCACCGCCUCAUGGACUUCGUCAGCAGCAGCUGGAGGAGCAGGGAGCACCUGGAGAAACACCUGGAGGAGAUCCGGGCGGCGGCGGAGGGAAUCGACCGCGCCGUCAGCGGCUUCCUCGCCUUCGCCCUGGACGUCAAGGGCAACGCCCGCCACCUGACGGACGCCAACCUGCGGACGCGGUUGCUGAAGCAGCUGUCCAUCGUGGAGGACUCGGGGCUCAUCCUGCGGCAGACGGUGGGCUCGCUGAGCGCGUCCGGCUGGCCCCUGGACGCGCUGUCCCAGGACCCCGGCCUGCUGAACACGCCGGACCAGCUGGAGCGCUUCGUGAUGGUGGCGCGCACCGUGCCCGAGGACGUCAAGCGCCUGGUGUCCAUCCUGAACGCCAACGGCCGGCUGCUGUUCAGACCCAACCAGAGGGAGCCGGGUGACGGGGGGCCGGGGGACGGGGGGCCGGGGGACGGGGGGCCGGCCGCCGCCGCCGGGGGCCAGCAGAACGGGGACGCGGUGGACGACGACAACGAUUACGUGCAGCUUCAGACCAAGAAGGAGUUUGAAAGGCAGAACCACCGCCGGGAAGCGGACCCCCACGACGGCACGCCCUCUGCUGCCACCGGCCACGAGGAGACGACCCCCCCGGGCGCCCCCCCCCCGACCCAGGAGGGGGCGCCGGCGGGCCCCAGGCCGGAGCACUGCCGGCUGUACUUCGGGGCCCUCCAGAAGGCCCUGGGGGGCUUCGUGGGCAGCCUCCGCGGCGGGCAGCCCCCGGAGCAGUUCAUCCCCCACAGCAAGCUGGUGAUCAUGGUGGGCCAGCGGCUGGUGAACACGCUGUACCAGGACGCGCGCGGCGCCGGCGCCCGCCAGAGCCUGCUAUGUAAGAGCAGCCACCUGUGCGCCCUCCUCAAGCAGCUGGCCGUGGCCACCAAGAAGGCCGCGCUGCACUUCCCCGACAAGCAGGCUCUGCAGGAGGCGCACGACUUCGCCGGGGAGCUCGCCCAGAAGGCACAGCACUUUCGGAUCUCGCUGGAUCUCUGAGCGCGUUAGAGCGCGCUGGACGGGGAGCGAGCAGUCGGGCGCGGCCGGGGGCGGGCUGCUGCUGGAGGACCGGGUCCGAGCGCCACCCGCGGUACUCUCAAAAGGCUGCUGCUGGAGGACCGGGUCCGAGUGCCGCCCGCGGUACUCUCAUAAGGCUGGUGCGUGUGAAGGUCGGGUGUUCGGCGAUACCGCUCUCGCUCGCCUCCUCGGCCCCCCCUGUCCCUCGUCUCCCUUUGUCUCUGUAUAUAUUAAUAUAUAUUCCUCACAUCGGAACGUCAUGAACUCUGCCUCCAUGUGAGUCUUAGAGCAGGCCACUGAAAGCUUGUCUGACUGGUGUUCAGGAAACUAUUUGUGGAGAUUUUAAAAUAUGUUGCACAUUGAGAGUGGCUUAUCUUUCCAAGUCAGUUAGAAAAGUAUAUAAUGUAAUUUGCUUGUUAUGUUUUACAACCAUUUAAAAUUUAUUUCUGUUGGACACAUGUUUUCAAUUCUAAUGUCGUAUUUUAUACAGUUUGAGACUAGCUGUUUGGCAAUAUAAACCUUUUGUGAAUAUCAUGUAUAUAACCUAAAAUGUGUUAUGCAUUCCCAAGCUUUUCUGUUAACAAAUGAAAUGGUAACACUUAUGAAAAGGGUACAAUAAUUAACCAUUGAUUAACAUUAGUUAAUACAGUAAUAAGGAUUAACUAACAAUUAACUGCAGGGAAUUAACAGUUAAUUAAUGGUCUAGUUAUAAUUUAACCAAGGUAAUGUUUUUUAUGUAAACUAGGGUAUUAAUUAUGCAUGAUGUAAUAGGCCUACCGUUUGGAUCAUAAAUACCAUUAGUAAAUUAUUACUAGACCAUAAGUCAACUGUUAAUUACCAGUUCAUUAUUGUUCCCUUAUUGUAAAGUGUUACCAAUAAAAUAUGGAAAUGUCAUAUUUCUAUUGAAACUAAGAUUAAAACUAUUUGAAACCAAAGUUUUUUUGGUAUUUAAGCCUAAAACAAAUAAUACACUUGCUGUGUGUUCUAUACCAUCACAUGUUUCUGAUAAACAAAUUGCAAAUAUUCAA
Messenger RNA from Gadus morhua (Atlantic cod), 3719 nucleotides. RefSeq names its product Cas scaffold protein family member 4 (gene cass4). NCBI's taxonomy places the organism in Eukaryota, Metazoa, Chordata, Actinopteri, Gadiformes, Gadidae. The transcript is spliced from 7 exons. Gene Ontology annotation, cellular component: cytoplasm; plasma membrane. Gene Ontology annotation, biological process: cell migration; cell surface receptor protein tyrosine kinase signaling pathway. Gene Ontology annotation, molecular function: protein binding. The coding region runs from base 238 to 2673 and encodes 811 amino acids. The record is from RefSeq and is a predicted model, not a curated record.